Messenger RNA from Closterium sp. Naga37s-1, 273 nucleotides. NCBI's taxonomy places the organism in Eukaryota, Viridiplantae, Streptophyta, Zygnematophyceae, Desmidiales, Closteriaceae. The record is from the annotation of a GenBank genome assembly.
AAUCUGCACUGGAAAAGGUGGUGGGCGCAUCGGACAUCGGAGCGACCGACGAUGAUUUGGUGUGCGGGGGGUUCCUCCUUAUGAUCUCGUGCGAUGCACAGGGCCGUGUGACUGGCAUGAGUAUGGAGGGGAUUUAUAAUAUGUUCAGCCAGUCCUCAGCGCUCCACUCCUCUCCACUCCUCUGCACUCCGCUACAUUCACUAGCAUGGUCACAGCCGUCAGUGGCGGAGCCAUUCCUUCCUCCUUCGCCCGGCUUAAGAAGCUACGGCAUCU